AUCUCGCGUCACCGUCGAGCUCGCUCGGUGUGGGUGCAGACCCGUCCGUUUCCAGCGCGAGCAGACCAGCAGCCAAGAGCGUUGCGCGUAAUCGGGACCCUGCGAGGGGGCAAGGACUGUGACGCCAGAUGUCCUAAGGACAAGAGCGGCUCGCUCGGCGUGAUACCCGCGAAGCCUUUCGGCUCCCACGGCCCCGGACCGCUGUCCUGGGCUAACCACCAAAGGAAGACUCGUCCGACAGUCGGCGCCAAGGGGGCCGACACCCGUAGUAUCGCGACGCCGUCGGCACAGGAUUACUACCUUGGUGACAUCGGCGGCGGCCGCAGCAGCUUCACCACGCUGAACUUCACGGACUUCUCGGCCGCCUACCCGACUUCCAUGUCGGGGGUGGUGGCCGACCCCCUGGACCCGGACAAGUCGGCCUUCAUGGAAUUGCAAGGACAGGCGGCCCCCGCGCCUCACCAGCCGUACCCUCUGCGCGCCCCGGGCUACCAGCCGCCCGGUGCGCAGGGCCACGACGGCCCGCCGGGGUUCCAGACGCAGGGUCCGCACAGGGCCCCCCUGGGCGCCUACCCUUUUCCGGGCAUCAACAACGGGCCCCUGCACAACUCGUACGGCGGACACCCGACGCAUCCGUACCUGAGCUCCUACCCCGGCGGACCUUGUGGACCGUGUCCGUCGCCACCGAGGGACGACAAGUCCCAGCUGGAAGAUACGCUGAGGGUGAACGGCAAGGGAAAGAAGAUGCGCAAGCCCCGCACCAUCUACUCUAGCCUCCAGCUUCAGCAGCUCAACAGGAGGUUCCAGCGGACCCAGUACCUCGCCCUGCCCGAGCGCGCCGAGCUCGCCGCCUCCCUGGGACUCACGCAGACGCAGGUCAAGAUCUGGUUCCAAAACAGGCGCUCCAAGUACAAGAAGAUGCUCAAGGCUCAGCAGCAAGGCGGCAGCGGCGGAGGAGGCGGCGGCGGAGGCGGCGGUGGCGGCGGCGGAGGCACGCCCACCAACCCGGGCAGCGUGGGAACCCCCCAGCCUCAGAACCAGGGCCCGCACACGCCGAACCCGGCGCCCGGCACCCCGGGGCCCCCGUCGCUGGGGCCGCCCAACUCGGCCGGCACCCCGCAGUCGCCCAGCGAGCCGUCGCCCGGGCCGCAGAGCCCGCCCACGAGUCACCACCACCACCACCCCCAGCAGCACCAGCAGCCGCCGUCGCUGUCGCAGCACCACCCGUCGCAUCACCCGCAUCACCCGCAUCACCUGCCGCACGGCGCCAGUCUGACGCCCCCCGCCAUGUCGCCGCCGCUCGGCUCGUGGGAGAUGUCGCCGGCGGCGGCCAAGGCCGUCGCCAUGUCCAGCUACAUGCCGCAGUACACGUGGUACCACCAGACGGACCCUUCCAUGAACCAACAAAUCCUCACUUAGCGCCGCUCUUCGCCGCCAUGGACGUGUUUUUUUUUUCCUGGACUGUUUUUUUUUCUUCUCCUGCUUUCGCUGUGCGUGCGUGAGCGUGGCUGUGUGUGUGUGUUCGUGCGCAUGCGCGGUAUGUUGCGUGGGAACGUUGCCCCAACUGGUGCGUGGGCACCCUCGUCUGCGGUGGAUGAGGACAUCGUGUGGAAAAAAAAAAACUGCGCGCUAUCGCUGGUCUUGUACCGCCUGCACGGUGCUGGCGCAAGUCGCCCGCAGUUGCCCGUGUGUCAUGGCGGGUAGCAGUGUGUGCGAACGGCAGCCAUCGGCAGCCGGUAUUCGACAAGCCGGACUUCAGGUGACCCAUACGUGCGCGUCAUACAGCACUCACUUCCUUAGAGAUAAAUGUAAUGGAAUAAAAUGAGGAGUGCAAACGCGCAAGCAGUUGUUAGACGCUUAAAGUGUCAGCGUGAUGUCUAAAUAAAGGUGCUCGUUGAAGCAAAACAGAUGAAAAGCUCAGAAUUUAGGCGUGCUCAUUACACUUUUAGAAUUUAGAGCGCUCACUACAUCAAGCAAUGCAGAGCAGAUUUCUUGUUUCAGGCGAGGGGCGAAACAGAAGCCUGCACUUGGAAAACUGGCUUGCACCCACUGUCUAAACACGCGCGUACCGACCAGUCGGUGCUCGUAAUUUUCUCAACAGCAUCGAUUCUCUGACACGGACCCCACGAUUCCUCUGCUUGAUUAUUGAUAAUAUAUGCUCCGUAGGGUCCAGAUGCCUUCAUGCGUAACAUAAACGCUAGCCCAGAGUCUAGCUGAGCUCAUUGGUCAGCAAAUUUAUUCGGCUAAAGUUGCCCUGUAAAAACCACUGCUUAAUCCUUGAGAAGUAUGGCAUUGUGACGGCCAGGGUGGUACAUGUACCAUCUCACAACGGUAGCGUGCUUUCCGCAAUGCCUAGGCGGGCGUGGGCUGCGCGUCACGUGACUGCGACUGCGCACGGCGUGUGAUUGCAUUCGCGUUCAUGUUUGAUUGUGGUGUGGUGUGCGAAAGCUCGUGUUUGCUUUUGAAAAUGGUGCAGUGGACUUGGACUGCGGUUACGCCUCAUAAACAGUCCCAAGGCCGUUGAAUGGCCCUUGUGUGCCGUGUGGACUGUUUUCCUGUUUUUUUUAGGUGCACAAACGCCCGUUUUCCUCUGAUUUCCCCAAACGAAGUUUGUUCACAUGUGCGCGCAAGGCUGGAUAAUGCAUUGAACAGAAAGAACUGUGCAACAGGGGAGUCGCCUCAAUGUUCUUAUAGACGCUCCUAACCACAUGAAGCGCUUCUUCUGGCGUCAGUGUCUCGUUACCUCUGCCGUCGUACUUGCGCCAUUUUAAAGCCGGCUCUUCUGCAGCCGAUCUCGCAGCGUUCUUUUCAAUUACCAUCGUGUGACUGCAAGCAUGUCUAUCAGCUUGCUGCAGAUGCAGACGGAUGGUUUGUGGCUGUGAUGGACGGACGCUUGAAAAGACGCUUCAUGUAGUUGACGCUUAACGUUUUAGUAACAUCAACUUAAGCCAAGCAAGCCUACAUUUGUUGAUUGCCCUCUGCGAGCGACGUACAGAAAGUGACUUAGGUUGCAGUGUGCAUCCGACGAUCUAGAACGCUUUCAGGUAUAGAGUGUGUCGACUGAAUCGGCACAUCGCUUCCCGCCGAGCUCCACUGCUCCUUUUGCAUCUUAAUCAGGGGCCUCCUUUGCACACAAUACGGUUAGAAUCUGGCCCGCUGCAUAUCCUACGUGCAUCGAAGCGAGCUUGUUAAGCCGGUAAACCCGCUUUGUCCAUGACUUUACAUACAACUCACCAUCACCACCAUCAUAUUCGCUCGGCUCAAUCAUCAUUAUUCGGUUGCCGUAUUUCAUUAAAAAUUGUGAAGUUUGACGUCCCAAGGCAAUUUUAGGGCUUUGAGGUACGCCGUUGAUUGAUUUUGACUAUCUUGAGUUAUUUGAUGCGCACCUGAAUCUAGGUACGCGAGUGUUCUUGCGAUUCUGCCCCCGUCCUAUAAUGCGGUCACCGUCACUGGGAAUCGAACCCGCAACAACAUGCUUAAUUGCAGCCAUGUUUCAUCGAUAACUAUUUUAUUUGUCAGCGACAAAACUGCUCUGCAAGUGAGUAAUGAGUGAGCAAUGCUCUGUAAGUGAGCCAAACUUGUUCGAAGCAUUCCGCCAGAAGCGUUCUACAGGCUGUCUAAAUUCAUUUUCGUAAGAGUUCUUGCGAAACGCCCUUUAGCAAGAAAGGACAUGGGUACGCUUGCUUCCUGAAAUCGGUAGAUCCAGAGUGAAUCUCGCCAUCGUUAUUCCCGUAUGACGUCACCCCUGUUGCACAGAUCUUUGACGCCUCCAUGGGUUCAUAAUUGUCGCCGCGUUGUUGGGAUGUGGCCUCGGCGUGAGAUUUAUUUCGAGCGCUCACGGCACAGCGGCAUGCAAUAAGUGGCAAAAGUCAAUCCCAGAAUGCAUAGUUCUACUUCUGGCUCAAGUUAAAGGCCAUCUAUCUCGCUGGCUCUUGACUUUUGGCUCUCCAACGCUGCAGAUGAAUUCCACGUGACGUCACGGGCACUAGUUCAUGAAGUGCUAGUUUUGUGCGGUGCCGGUCGGAAUUAGGAAGGGCGGUUAUUUUCUGUCUUCAUUUAUUCUUUGCUUUUCGUUCACAGCCCAAUAGCAUGGCUGCUGUGACGACGUCUCUGUGGAAGUUCACCUGUGUGAAGUUGGGAGCUCGCUUGACCAAAGCGAUAGCAGUCAGCAGCAACUUAGAACCGAACGUGAGAAAAAUUCAAAUCGCAGCACAACACGGAAAAGAAAUAAUGUUCACGAGCCAUUCGCUACCAGCUACAGUGCUUUAUUUUUAGCUAAUCGUGUUGUAAACCGAUUGCAAUAGAGAAAAACAACAGUUACAUUCAUCAGAAAACUCUCCCGGCAUAUUUCUUUUUUUCUUUUUUGUGCUCCUGUUUGAAUAGUCUCGUUUAAGUUUCAACUGAACAAGACCAUACGUCGCUUUGCGUCGAGGAAUGGUUGUUGAAGGAAAAUGGUGUACAGCUGCCGGUCGGGUGAUGCUGUCGACGUGUAAAAGAGUGUAUUUAAUUUUUGCCGAAAUACUUGAAGGAAAAAGAAAACUUGACGAGGACAUUUCUGUUCACUUUGUGUUAUUUCUUCUGACCUCACUUGUGUCGUGGUUCUCCACGCAUUGUACAUAGAUAUAUGAUAGAGUGCCGCGCGGAAAUUCAUCUGCGAUCAUUCUACACGAAGCAGCCAGAUACGUAUAAUGCGUGAAUGCAGCACCCGGCGUUUCGGUAGCCAGUGCCGUGGAGAAAUCUCUGGUUGGUGCCGGACUCGAAUGCAGCCUCGGCUCCCCUGGCCCCAACUUGAAACCGGUUCUUGAAACCCGCGUAAUGCUCACUAAACUCCAGUAUACAGUUUGUUCCAGGAUAUUAUCUGUAAAAGCCCAGUAUUUUUCAUGUUGUUAUAUAUAACAACGCUUCAGUUGUCACCGAUUCAAGAUUAGGCAAAUUUCGCGUAUGGUUGCGAUUUUAGUGUCGAGACGUCAUCGGAAAAAGUCGCCGCGCAAUCUUUCUCAGUUUUAUCUCCGUAUAAACGCAAAUAUAACGAAUUACCUGAUAUAGCACAGAAAAUAUAGUUUCUCGCGGAUAUGAGCGUGUAACAAAUGUACGCUUAUAACGAAUGUCGGAUAUAACGAAGGCAUAUCAGUGUCGAUACGACUUCAUUGUAACGAGUGUCUAUUGUAUAGAAAUCUACGGAAAAAAGUGCCGAUCGUACAUUCAGAGCCAGAAAAAAAAAAUUCGGAACAGGUACAGCGUUCGAACCGCUGGUUCGACGGAAAUGCCGAUGGCCGAUUAGGGGAGAUCGGUUGAGUGCGAGCGAUCAAUUUGAAAAUGUCUCAGACACAGGCUUCCCGUUAUAAAUACCUCGUGCAGUGGCGCCAUUGCGAAAUUUCGAUCGAAGCGUUAUAAACCAGAUGGUCCUGUUCAGCGGCUCCAUACGAGGUUAAGGACAGCAAUAUUUAUCAUAGAUGGUCCCGCGCAGCCCGAUCUUUCUUUAACAGUUGACUCUCUGUCCGUUUAAAAGACAGAAACGGAAAUGCUUAGAGCAGGGAUAAAUGCUCAGAUCAAAUAAUACGUCCGUAAUCUGGGAACAGUGACCACCACUGCUGCUCUCAUCGACACUUUCUUUCUGUAUAAAGAAGCAAGCUGCUGCCUUAGCGAAAUUGUUCGUUUCCAGAUAUGGAACACGUAUUUAACUGUACAGCAGCUGCCUUAGAACCCUCUUCCUCUGGAAGUAAGAUAUCUGUCGCCAUGGCAAAAGCGUAGACUUAUCAUGUGCAACUGCAGAAUUACCUGGAACCAGCUGUGGAGUCGCAGCAUUCAGUUCACGAACGAGGGCAAUAAAUACCGCGCGCCGUUUGAGACCAAGGAUCGCAGGCUGCUGCCGACCAACCGGAGGCACGACGCAUGUGUCUUGGGCAAUCCUUCUCGCUGUGUCUUGAUGCCACUGGCGCUUGAUCCACGUCGGGUGCUUGUGUCUGUGUGUGUGUGCGUGUGGAUGGAGCGUGCAUAAGUGUGCGCGGGCGGGGCGCGUUUUGUGAACGGACGCGUGCGGUGCGUCGCACCCGGCUAGGCGGCCUCUGUCGCGGUUGUGGCUGCCAGCAUUUGUAUAUUAUUUUGGGAAGAAAGAGAGAGAGAAAAAAAAUCAUGAACUUUGUUGAAGAGAGUGAUAUCAGAGAAAAAGAAAUAAAUGUCGCUCAGUUGUACAUAAACCUUCA
Molecule: messenger RNA, 6203 nt
Organism: Dermacentor albipictus
Lineage: Eukaryota; Metazoa; Arthropoda; Arachnida; Ixodida; Ixodidae
Product: homeotic protein distal-less-like
Biological process (GO): regulation of transcription by RNA polymerase II
Molecular function (GO): RNA polymerase II cis-regulatory region sequence-specific DNA binding; DNA-binding transcription factor activity, RNA polymerase II-specific
Source: RefSeq, a predicted model, not a curated record